AUGGUCCCCCUACGUAUUUUUUGGCCUCUGGCCCUAAUUCUCUUUGCCGGAAUAUCUGCCACCCAUGCCUUGGUUCUUGAUGUUCGACAAGAUACAACGACAUCCGAUGGUACGACGACUACGACCUCUACAACAUCGUCGACGUCGAGCCAGACAUCCACGACAUCCACAGCUUCGACGACGAGUUCCUCCUCCUCCUCCUCCUCCUCCUCCUCCUCCUCCUCCGGUACAAGCUCUACCACCUUGAGUAGUAGCAGUACGAGCAACAGCGCCAGCGCCAGCGGGUCAAGCACAGUUGCAAGCAGUACAGUUGCUCAGUCCAGCAGUACAGUCGCGUCUUCCACAACCGCCAGUGCCUCUGCAACAGAGUCUUCCUCUACCAUGUCUUCGGGCUCUAGCCUUGGAGUAGGCGCUAUUAUCGGUAUUGCGGUAGGAGUCUUGGUAGCAGCCAGCUUCGCUUCGAUCCUCUUUUCUUCCAUCCGUAAACGAAGGCAUAUCACGAGAAAGAGACCUCGCGCGUCGUUUUACGAUCCUAAAUUCUUCGUCCUUCCUCACAAGUCAGCCGAGCCUGAUCUCUCUAUGACGCAAUCACAGCUGAAAGGGUUUCUGGCUCCUAAUGCUACAGUCGGCAGGAACAGAUCACACCGGCAGACAGACAGCAUGGGAACGUCUUCGACCCCCCUUCUCCCUCUCAACCGCCGUGAUGACGAUACAUCGCACGGAGGUGAGUCAAACGUAUACGCAACAUCUUCUUCUUCAACUCCUCGGGCGUCGGUAGAUCAUGAGCGUGACGAAGACAUUUCGACGUCCGACCCUUCAUGGCUUGGCCAUGACCACUAUCCAUCUCCGUACAUAGAUACUGCUGGCGAGCCUCCCUCAGCCGCCCAAUCCACGGUCUUUUCCCCGACACCCCAGCUCGGAUAUCGUCCGCUUAGUACUACAGACCAAGCGGACUUUUCCUUGAAGGCGAUACAGGAUACCUUGGAUAAAGGCAAACGUAAUUCUACCUCCCCUGCAACGGGGGUGUAA
Molecule: messenger RNA, 1029 nt
Organism: Desarmillaria tabescens
Lineage: Eukaryota; Fungi; Basidiomycota; Agaricomycetes; Agaricales; Physalacriaceae
Exons: 3
Coding region: 1-1029 (342 amino acids)
Source: RefSeq, a predicted model, not a curated record